This is a messenger RNA of Aspergillus puulaauensis, 276 nucleotides long. Its product is annotated as SUMO family protein SMT3. The coding region runs from base 1 to 276 and encodes 91 amino acids. Lineage: Eukaryota; Fungi; Ascomycota; Eurotiomycetes; Eurotiales; Aspergillaceae. Gene Ontology annotation, cellular component: nucleus; septin ring. Gene Ontology annotation, biological process: protein sumoylation. The transcript has 2 exons. Gene Ontology annotation, molecular function: ubiquitin-like protein ligase binding; protein tag activity. The record is from RefSeq and is a predicted model, not a curated record.
AUGUCCGAUACGCCACAAGGAGAGGCCCAAGCUGGCGCUGCCGAGCAUCUCAACAUCAAGGUCACCGAUAACAACAAUGAGGUUUUCUUCAAGAUCAAGCGGUCUACGCAGCUUAAGAAGCUUAUGGAUGCCUUCUGUGAAAGGCAAGGAAAACAGGCCUCCACCGUCCGUUUCCUUUUUGACGGCACCCGAGUGAGACCGGAGGACACGCCUGACACUUUGGAUAUGGCGGAUGGUGACACUCUCGAAGUCCACCAAGAGCAGAUUGGAGGUUAG